GCGCUGGCGCGGGGGCACAGCAGCUAGCCUGCGACUGCAAGCACAACACAGCCGGACGCGACUGCGAGCGCUGCAAGCCCUUCCACUUCGACCGGCCCUGGGGCCGCGCCACCGCGCGCGACGCCAACGAAUGCAAAGAAUGCAACUGCAACGGGCACGCGCGUCGUUGCCGCUUCAACAUGGAGCUGUACAAGCUGUCGGGUCGCGCGAGCGGCGGCGUGUGCCUCAAGUGUCGGCACUACACCGCCGGCAGACACUGCCACUACUGCCGCGAAGGGUAUUACCGCGACCCCGCUAAACCAAUCACACACAAAAAGGCCUGCAAACCGUGUGAUUGUCACCCGGUGGGUGCAAGUGGCAAAACAUGCAACCAGACAAGCGGGCAGUGUCCCUGCAAGGACGGCGUCACCGGCACAACCUGCAACCGCUGCGCCAAGGGCUACCAGCAAUCUCGUAGCCACAUCGCGCCCUGCAUACGUAUCCCGCGAGUGGUGACGGCGGUGCAGGCGAUGGAGGCGGUGGACGCGGAGCCGGGCCGCGCAGCGGAGCAGUGCGGCCGGUGCCGCGCCGGCGCUCGCACGCUAAAUCUCAACAAGUAUUGCAGCCGAGAUUACGGUGAGAAUGCCCUUUAUUUCAGCUAUCUGUCUGUCUGUCCGGUUUCCCGUUACGUUAAGUAUAGAUUCAGUCUAAACUGUAUGUUUCUGGACAGGUCCUACCUAAUCCUAGGAGUGGAAAAAGAGGGAGCGUCAUCUGGCAUGGCCGGCCUCACGGUCGGAGAGAGAACCCUCCUGUUGGAGUGGCGCGACGACUGGCACAGGCGCAUCCGCCGGCUGCAGCGGCGCGCCGUCAACUGUCACUAACUGACAGCUGCCGCGCGUCGCUCGCCGCCAUCUUGCGAUAGUGGCGCCGCCAUCUUGCGACAGUGGCGCCGCCAUCUCGCGACGGUGGCGCCGCCAAGGAAACCAAUCUAACGAUGUCUUAUUUGAAUUUGUCCGUCUAUAUUCCGUGCAAACUGUGAAUUGAUAAGUAUCGAAUGUUACUGCCAUACGCUAACUUAGAUUUCUCAUUACUUAAUCCAGUUAAAUGUUAACCUAGUCGAGUGUAAGAAUAACUUUAGUGUGUCGAUGGAAAACUUAACUAUUAAACGAAAUUAAAUUUUAAAUGACAGUUCGAUUAUGUCUGACAGUUAUGAAUGUAGAUUAAAAAAAUCUUAAUUAAACUCGGAUUGUUUUCUUUAAACGUUUAAAAUGCCAAAAAACAAAACUCGUGACUUAAUUUUUCCUUCCUAGGAUUUUGUUAGUGAUCAUAUAUGUUCGUCAAUACGGUCAUAUGUUAAUAUUCAAAACAAUAAUUACGGACUUUGUUGACGAAUGUAUAUAAAAAUAUUAUUUAUUAACCUAUCAAUAUUAAACUAGAUUAAGUUUUGUUCCAUUUAAAGCAUUUUGUAUAAUUGUUAGAUUAUUACACACAUAUUGUAAGUACAAUUGGCUUUAUCGCAAAACAUUUGUCAAAAAUAUUUACUGAAAAUACACAUCUUAUAAAAAUAGACACUAAAUAUUGUCGUUUCA
This is a messenger RNA of Papilio polytes (common Mormon), 1568 nucleotides long. It is a transcript of the gene NetA, whose product is annotated as netrin-1-like. The record is from RefSeq and is a predicted model, not a curated record. Lineage: Eukaryota; Metazoa; Arthropoda; Insecta; Lepidoptera; Papilionidae. The coding region runs from base 180 to 860 and encodes 226 amino acids. The transcript has 6 exons.